Molecule: messenger RNA, 1357 nt
Organism: Athalia rosae (coleseed sawfly)
Lineage: Eukaryota; Metazoa; Arthropoda; Insecta; Hymenoptera; Athaliidae
Gene: Pop4
Product: ribonuclease P protein subunit p29
Exons: 4
Coding region: 255-929 (224 amino acids)
Biological process (GO): rRNA processing; tRNA 5'-leader removal
Cellular component (GO): ribonuclease P complex; ribonuclease MRP complex
Molecular function (GO): ribonuclease P RNA binding
Source: RefSeq, a predicted model, not a curated record
UAGUGUCGUUUGUUUGUCGUCUAGUCGGUUGACUGAUGAUCCUAUUUUGCGUCAAAACGUGUACUAGUGUUCUGUCAAUUUGAUUCUCAAAAUAUAGUAAUAACUUUGUUCUAAAAAGAGAUCUUGUAUACCCUUUCCAUUCACUUAUUCUACGGAGUACUCUAACCUGAUUCUUCCAGUUAUGGUGUAGCAGAAACAAAAUUGUGAGAUUAGGUUACUUUGGGAUAGGAAUUAUAAGAGUAGUUCGAUAAAUCAUGGAAGGUAACGCGUGUCUUGCUCUUCCCAUAUCUAUAGUUAACCGUGCCAUAACCUCAGAAGAGCGUGACCAGUAUGUGAUCAGCCUCUUGCAAAAUAGUUUGCCCUCGUCAGACAAAGACUCAUUUACAGGGGAUUUGAAAAAAACAUUUAUGUUCAACAAAGUUAAGACAAAACACCGUCGCCGCAAGUCAACGAAAAAAACAUUUUUAACUAAUAGAAAACGAAUAGCUCUUGGUUUGAAUGAGCUGAAAAAUGGUAUAAACUUGGAGUACAAAGAUGCUUUAGCGCUGAACGAAAUGUGGUUAGAAUAUAUGCGGCAAAUGCUUGACGUUCAUGACUUCACGGACUUACCAGAGACUCCGGUGAAAUCAAAAUUUGAGAUAAUGGGUCAACAUAUGAUAAAAGCUGAUUUUCAUGGAGCAAAGAUCACCGUUGUCAGGUCUAAGUGCCCCAGCUUGGUCAACAUCUCUGGCAUCAUUCUACAAGACACAAAAUGUACAUUCAGAGUUCUUGGAGAGGAUAACAUUUUACGAACAAUUCCCAAAGACACAUCCGUAUUCAAAAUACAAUUAGGUUCUGUAAAUUUACAAUUAUUUGGAAAAAAGCUCUGCUACAGACCUGCUGAGCGAUCGGUUAAAAAAGUAAAAACUACUUAUAUAUCCGAUUUGUAGGUAGAGUCACACAAAUGAAAGUCCCCUAUCAUCUGAUUAUUAUUUAUAAUUUUUGAGAACAUCUUACAUGACACAAACUUAGUCGAUAGCAAGUAUAUUUUUCAGAAAUAUGGAUUUUGCUUUAAAUGUAUCGAGGCAUAAAAAUAAACAUCGGACAAUUCUUCAUCAAACAGGCAUUUGUUUAUUUCUCACUGUGUGUAUUUACUUGACACAGUUUCUUAAAUAUCUUACAGCAAAAACAAUUGAAUGCGAUCCAGAUCUUUGAUCACCCAUUCUUGAUAGUUAGCUUUAUGUAUCAUUUAUUCCGAUUUUUUUUUGUUUUUUUUUUUUCAAUAAUAUUAAUCCAUAUCAUAUGUUUACUACUUACAUAUUACACUAAAUACCAAUAUAAUAUAUCAUUAUAUAUUUAUAAUAUAUAUGUAUAAUUA